UGACUGAACAUCUCUUGUUUCAUUUCUUAACUGGGAACUCAGGACAUUGCACCACUUUCAAUUUUUCACAAGAAGCAGGACGAUCCUUCUCUGAUCAGGAACGUUUGUAAAUGAAGACUUUGGAUUCGUCUCUGUGGUAGAUAAACAGUCAUAAGUAGGUGAUGGGGCUGGUCCGAGAUCGGUGGGCUCCACACAGCGCGGAGACGGAUGAAUCCCAUAGUUAUAAAUUUAAACGUGUAAAUAAUGCUGUUUCUACACCAUGGCAAAAGAGAAGAUCUAUAUUGACCACAAAUACAUGCGGAGAAAACCCAUCUGCAUUUUUCCUUACCUGGUGCAUUGCUAUAGCUCUUGGAAUCCGUUUUAUUGUGAUGAUAACAAUAUGGAGUGCCAUCAUCAUAAAUUCAUUAUUCAACCAAGCAGACCCAAUCUCCUUGAAUGAAAGUUACUGUGGCCCAUGUCCUAAAAACUGGCUAUGUUAUAAAGAGAACUGCUACUAUUUUUUUAAUGAGAGCAAAAACUGGUUUCAGAGCCAAGCUUCCUGCAUGUCUCAAAAUUCCAGUCUCCUGAAGAUAUACAGCAAAGAGGACCAGGAUUUCUUUAAAUUGGUCAAGUCCUAUCAUUGGAUGGGACUAAAAAAGAAUUCAACAAACGGAAUCUGGCAGUGGGAAGAUGGCUCCAUUCUCCCUGAUGAUCUACUAACAAUGGUUGACAUGGCAAACGGAACCUGUGCAGUUUAUGGUUCAAGUUUUAAAGGUUACACAGAAAACUGUCUAAGUCCAUACACAUACAUCUGUAUGCAGCCAACUGUGUGAAGAAUUGGCUAUUUAUAAAACAUAAAGGAUUUCAAAAUAAAAACUCCAUUCUCUGACUUUCUUCAAGAAUAAAACUUCCAGAGGAAAAUGCCACAAAUAUUUAUUAAGUAUUUUUUCAUCUGACAUGCCACAAACCAUAUCCUUGCAGCAAAUAAAAAUGAACAAUUAAGUAAUGUAUCUUCUGUACCAAUGUUUCAUUUUAUUUAUAAAUUAUUGAAUGAUGAACAAACUCACUUUUAAGUUUAAUAAACUGCUGAUAAUACUUAUGGUAGAACUAGAUAGUAAUCCAUGAUUUUCUAAAUAUUUACACAUAUUAAACUAAUAAUGCUUUUAGAACAAUCAAAACACAAUACAUUUGAAAAUUAAAUAUACUUAAAGUUGGAUGAAGUGUAUAUGCAGGUUUAUUAAAUUUGUCAUUUUUGAAAUAUUUCUUAAAGUUAAAAAUAAUCCUUGAAAAGUUUCAAUGUUUCCUCUUCUUUCUCUUUUUGUUAAUUAAAUUUAUUGGGGUGACAGAGUAAUAUAAUUAUAUAGGAUACAAGCACACAAUUCUAUGAUACAUCAUCGAUAUAUUGUAU
Messenger RNA from Pipistrellus kuhlii (Kuhl's pipistrelle), 1387 nucleotides. Its product is annotated as NKG2-D type II integral membrane protein. NCBI's taxonomy places the organism in Eukaryota, Metazoa, Chordata, Mammalia, Chiroptera, Vespertilionidae. The transcript is spliced from 8 exons. Gene Ontology annotation, biological process: positive regulation of natural killer cell mediated cytotoxicity. Gene Ontology annotation, molecular function: signaling receptor activity. Gene Ontology annotation, cellular component: external side of plasma membrane. The record is from RefSeq and is a predicted model, not a curated record. Bases 162 to 812 code for a protein of 216 amino acids.